GGGUGGGAAGGUGUGUUCAUCCUCGACCAUUGACAUCGAGGGGAUGAAUGACUUGAUGGCUUCCGUUCACAAGGAGGAAGUCACGGAGACCCAGCCCCGGUAUAACAUCCGCGUGAAAGAGCUCAAAAAGAUCCACAAAGUUGCUCUCCUGGGCGACAUAUGGAAUAUGGAGCAGUUGCUACUGCGUGGGAAGAACAUGAAUAAAAGAGACAAGAGGAAAAGGACACCUCUCCAUCUGGCCUGUACCAUCGGCCAUGCCGACAUGGUAGAUUUUCUUGUAGAGAGGAAAUGCAAGCUUGACCUCUAUGAUGGAGACUAUAGGACUCCUCUAAUGAAGGCUGUACAAUACCAGGAAGAGGCAUGUGUAACUACUCUUUUAGAACAUGGUGCUAAUCCAGAUCUUACAGAUAAGUUUGGCAAUACUGCCCUCCACUAUGCUGUUGCUGGUGAGAACACGUCAAUAGUAGAGAAGCUGAUUUUAUACCAUGCAAAUAUUGAAGCAAGAAACAAGGUCGAAUUCACACCGUUUUUACUUGCUGUAAAUGAAAACAACCACAAAAUGGUGGAAUUGUUAAUUAGAGAAAAAGCAGAUAUACAUGUGGUUGAUAAGUUUAAAAGAACGGCCCUCAUGCUUGCUGCACCUUCUAAAUCUCCAGAUAUAGUCAGGCUGCUUCUUCAGCAAGGUGUUAAUACCUCUUCUCGAGAUGAACGUGGAUGGACGGCAGGAGACUGUGCUCUUUUUAGUGGAUCAGAUGGCAAUCACCAAAUAAUUGCCAAACAUACAGAAGAAAGACUUAAAAAUUUUUCACAAAAUAACAAUCCAGUCACGAAUAAGACUUCUGAAGAAUACUUUAUAAGCAGUAUUUCCAUUAAACCUGGUGAUGAUGACGCUUCAUGGCCUGCAUCAGGUGUUGAAGACUUAAGUUUGAAUACAAAGAAUACCUCAAAACCAAACUUAAGGAAGCAAAUGAAUGUUUCUCAGCAUUUCAAGAACUCAAAACUUGGCCUUGUAUCACUGGGAGAUAAAACUUUAUUUGAGAAUGAUAAUUCUGAUAAGAAGUGUGAACAUACGAUACAGCCCUACCUUCGCAGCAUUUCCUGA
This is a messenger RNA of Mustela erminea (ermine), 1102 nucleotides long. RefSeq names its product putative ankyrin repeat domain-containing protein 19. The record is from RefSeq and is a predicted model, not a curated record. Bases 44 to 1102 code for a protein of 352 amino acids. The transcript is spliced from 12 exons. Gene Ontology annotation, molecular function: protein binding. NCBI's taxonomy places the organism in Eukaryota, Metazoa, Chordata, Mammalia, Carnivora, Mustelidae.